This is a messenger RNA of Drosophila navojoa, 583 nucleotides long. RefSeq names its product guanine nucleotide-binding protein subunit gamma-1. Gene Ontology annotation, cellular component: heterotrimeric G-protein complex. Gene Ontology annotation, molecular function: G-protein beta-subunit binding. Gene Ontology annotation, biological process: G protein-coupled receptor signaling pathway. The record is from RefSeq and is a predicted model, not a curated record. Lineage: Eukaryota; Metazoa; Arthropoda; Insecta; Diptera; Drosophilidae.
CAAGUUAAUUGAAUCAAACGCUAUUGAUUUUUCGUCGAUUCUGCAGCUCGAGUUUGCGGCUAAAAACAGCUUUUAAAGCUUAACAUUAUUCGCUAGCAUCAAAUAGUAUUGAUUUCACCAUAGGUCUUGCGGAGACUGCCGUUCUAGAUAUUAUGGCUGCGAAUUUACAACAGCAGCGCAUCAUCAAUGAGCAACUGCGUCGUGAGGUGGGAAUACCCCGCAUCCAGGUGUCGGAAGCGUGUAAUACCAUGAUGAAAUAUAUGAUAGAUCAUGAGUCGGAUGAUUGUCUGUUAAGUGGAUUCACUAGUCAAAAGGUGAAUCCGUUUCGCGAGAAGAACUCGUGCAGCAUUUUAUAAGCUCAAUAUUGAAUGGGUACAAAAGUUCCUAGCAGUAUUUCAUAAUAUGUAGACACAUAAUUAUUGUUUACGUUUGCUUCGAGAACUCUAAUAGACUAGCCAACUACACAAAAAUUUAUUAAUGAAUGCAUGCGUGUAUAACCUUUGAUGUUUGUGGAAAUGUAAGCUGACCUCAAUUAUGUCUAUAAACUGAACGUACAUAUGGAUAUGAAUACUGUAGAAAAAUA